AUGUCAACAUACGGUGUUGUAGCCGGUGAUACCCUCUGGGGUAUUAGCCAACGAUAUGGAUGUACAGUUGAUGCAUUGAUGGCUGCCAAUCCUGGAGUAAGACCCGAAGCAUUAGCAGUGGGCCAAAUCUUGAAACUACCAUUCGGAGCAUCCAACAACACAUUACCAAUAAACACAUCGUCAUCAACAAACAUAUGGCCAUCUCCUCAAGGACCGUUACUACCAACAGGACGAACACCUAACAAUGCUCGGUUAGAUACAACGUUGAGUGAAAGAGCUCCAUCUCCCAUUGGACAGCUGCGCGAUUUAAUCAAUCCUACAGCACAAGCAACGAAUAUGCCAGCUGAUCUCAUCGGUGCUGUCAUCUAUCAAGAGUCUGGAGGCAAUAUAAAUGUUAACACGACAACAAAUCCUGGCAAUUUUGGUGUUGAUUCGGGUGUCAUGCAAGUCAAUGAGCAUACAGGUGCUGAACUCCAACGAAAAUAUCCACAUCGUUUUGCUGGCCUUUUCGGUACAGCAAAGGAAAUUAUGCUUGGUGCCAGCUAUCUUAAGGAUAUGUAUGACACGAUUGCAGACCGAGACUGGGGUAUAACACUUCGUGCUUAUAAUUCAGGUCCGAACGGCGUUGAUAAAAAUAAUCUACGUGCAAAACCAGCUGGUACAGGUGAUAGCACUUAUGUUGAUAAGGUUUUGCGUUUUUGGGUUGACAUUUCACAAGGCAAUCCAUUACCACCAGAUCACUAUGCAUCAAUCUACGGCAGAGGCUUUUGA
This is a messenger RNA of Rotaria sp. Silwood1, 771 nucleotides long. Lineage: Eukaryota; Metazoa; Rotifera; Eurotatoria; Philodinida; Philodinidae. The record is from the annotation of a GenBank genome assembly.